AUGCAAAUUACAUUGCAGACAAGCCUGGACGCCCGAAACACAGACGACUUAGCGACAUCUACCAGGCUGGCGCCGGCCGUCGACCAAGCCCUCAACUUUGUCGAUUUGGAGCUGAUCCACAACUUCACUACCUCUGUGUACAUGACUCUAUCAACAGAUGACCUCGUCCGACAGAUGUGGCGAGUCUCUGUGGUGCGCAUGGCGCUUAAAUGCGAAUAUGUCAUGCGAACUUUGCUCUCCAUAUCGGCUCUACAUCUAGCUCACCAGCGGCCAGAACGAAAGGAAGCUCUUGUAGCCAAGGCCUUGCUUUAUCAUCGAUCAGCCUCAAGAGAAGCAAUGGAGUUGAUGAGCGCCCUUGAUGAACGAAAUGCCGAGAACUUGUUUCUGUUUUCACUUCUUACAAUAUUCUUCGCUCUGGCAUCGGGACGCUAUCUGAAGGAAUCGGUCGUUGUCUGGGAAUCCGCAUUCCCGGACUGGACAUUCCUCCUAUCUGGAGCUUGUUCUCUUAUCAAACUCCUCAAUUCGAAGAACUACGAGGGUCCCUUGACCCCUCUGUUGACAUACGCAAAGGAACGAUUCUUUACCGCGCGUGAUGACUCGCGAGCUCGACCAGCCGCCUUGGAAAGUCUGCGAAAGCGCGUCAGCGGUAGCAAUAUCGACAAAGAGUUGCUGCGCGUCCACAAUUUGGCCAUUGACGAAUUAGGCCAUCCUCUUUCUCUUGCUCUGCACAGUGGAGGCCGUGGUAUGGACAUCAUGGACAUGUUCAUCUGGAAAUACUUCGUGUCAGAUGAAUUUCUACCUCUGCUUAAAGAGCCGAGGGCGAAUCAAGAGGCCAUUGUCAUUUAUGCCCACUUUUGUGUGGUGCUGAAGAGGUUGGAGAGUCAAUGGUGGCUUCAGGGCUGGGCGAUCCAUCUUAUAUCACAGGCGUGGGAGCUGCUAGAUGAGAGCCACAAGCCUUGGAUUCAGUGGCCGAUGGAGGAGCUGGGAUGGGUGCCUCCAAGUGAGUCAUAA
Molecule: messenger RNA, 1011 nt
Organism: Colletotrichum acutatum
Lineage: Eukaryota; Fungi; Ascomycota; Sordariomycetes; Glomerellales; Glomerellaceae
Exons: 2
Coding region: 1-1011 (336 amino acids)
Biological process (GO): regulation of transcription by RNA polymerase II
Molecular function (GO): DNA-binding transcription activator activity, RNA polymerase II-specific
Source: RefSeq, a predicted model, not a curated record